AGUGAAGAUACUUGAUACAAGAGUGUCGGCAUAUUCCAUUUGAUUUUGAUCUUGUCAACUCUAGAAUGAUCGUGCAAAAAUGAAAAUCGUCUUCAUCGUUUGAUAUAUUUCAUCUCAUCUCCUACCUUUAGUUUAUGUUUUGGUUUUGGAUCAUGACUUGUUUUCCGUCCGUAUUUAUACGUAGACACUGCAAGCUAUUGUCAUAGAUAUAUUUACUACGUACGAUAGUGCCACGAGCACGACUAAAUUCUUUAUUUUUCUACAUCACAAAGAAAGGCCGGCAUUUGCAUGCCACCUCAGCCCUGACCUUAUGUCAACAGACAAAAGAAUGUGCACAAUUAGAAAGAUUGAAAGAAGCCGGGCUAAGGUCCUGCAUUGGAUUCUUUUUCUCGUCGCCGGGGGAUUUUUCGAUACCUGGCAAGCAAUCGCAACGGGCAUUCGUGGAAAAACCGCCACGGCUUCUGCCACUUUAAGUAGGCAGGAAGACGCUUCAGCUUUUUCCAGACCUAGCAGUGCCGGCGAUGCACAUCCGGUCGCUUCUCCGGUCCGCAAAAUAAAGACUGACGCGAAGCAGAUCCUGGGCGGCCCCCGCAGCUGGGAAAUGCAAUCUUUCGCCCAGCAGCUCCUCGCCAAUGCUCUUGACGAAGGUAAAGAGCCAGGAACUGAAGGCACUGGAGAAUCAUCUGGGUCGACUUCCUCUGCUUCGCCGGCUUCCAAUUAUGCAAAUGACAGUGUAAGUGUUGUUACUCCAGAUGCUGACGUGCGGAGGAACCAUAAAGGUAACAAAAUCUUUGCGCCAAGAGCCUGGGCGGCUUCAGGACGACGCGCCGCAGACGAGCUAAACCGAGCGGCGUCGCAGGUCGUGUCAUCGAUCACUCCAAGCGACAGUAACACAGAGGAAGAUGCGACCCUCCUCAUCCAUAGCGGACGAGAUGUAGAUGAUCCCAGCUUGUUAAUGUCCUUGCUUGCUAAGGCGAAGGCGACAACUAGGCAAGAUGAAGCACUAGUAGCUAAGCGCCGCGAAGGUGGUGAAUCAGCUUUCCCGAUCGUCGAGAAAUACGCUGCUCUAGAAGGAAAGGGCUCGAGCAUCCUCGAGCGGCAAGCCUCUCUUCAGGUUCAGCAACAAAGUUCAUCUACGACUGGUGCUGCUCCUGAACUCACGACACGCACCGUGCCUGAAGUGCAGCAGUCGUAUUCGCAUCCAGAAGCAGGAGGAGCAAGUAACCCAAAUGGCUCAUAUUUCGUCCAACCCGAGAACUGUCUGAUGCCCAUGCCACCUUUUCCGGGAACAGCAGCAGAACGACUGUACAGUAACGGCGCACCAUCGAUUCGUGUUCAGGACGAAUUGUGCAACUCCUCUUAUUUUCAGUGCAGCGGCGAGCCACUCGAUAACUUUUUCGCACAAUACGGCAGUGCGUACUUCGUCUGCCCGCCACAAAGAGGCGAGCGAACGCCAUGGCCACCGGUGCCGGAGAUGAUGAACUCUUCUCAUUUUUUCCAAUCUUCGUGGUCGGGACCUUCAGAAAGCGCUGCUGGCGCAGCUAGCACACCGUUUCUACAUGAGAGCAUGAUCGGCCGAGGUCCUUCGUCAGCGAUGCAUCAUGAAGACUGGCAUGUGAGACAAGAUUCCGCCAUGGCCGCUGCUGCACACGUCAAAAGCUGCAUCGAACAUGUCAGAGCGCUAGCGGCGCAGGCUGUAGAAAGGAAAACGACGACGCUUGACCUGAAUACCUCUGGUGCGGCUUCAAGCUCUUGCGGAAGUGUUCCUCAGCCCGCUGGAUUAGGACAUCAAGCACGACAAGGGGCAUCUGCCUCUAGUUGUGCUUCCGACUCUCUCCUAGCUAGGCAUGAUUCGGACGACCCACAAUUCGACUACGCAAAUCCAGAUCAUGAUCAGCAGGUCUUCCGUGACUACAGCUACUUUGACGUAUCACCAAAGCCUCCUGUGAUCUGUGACGAUCCAGCUUUUCAUGAUGCGACAGGAAGUGCAUGGGACGACACAUCAGAGACAGAAUCCCGGCACGGGCAGCCGCCGGAAGGAUGGAUUUGGGUUCCGAAGGCGAAGCAACAACUGGCUGCUGACGUUGAGCCCGAGGAAACUGCAACCAGCAACAUGCGAGACGGCCGGAAACGCAAAUCACCCAAGAAGCGUAAGCAAGAUCAUGGAGAUGCGCUGUUCAGGCGUCAGUCUGCCAUCGCAACCACAGGCGUCAGUCCGCGAACGCAACCACCAGAAUUCAUUUCGAGGGAUGGCACUGGCCAGCAUGAACUGCAGUCGGCUGAGCAGCAUGCAGAUGCAGCAGAAGAUGCAAAUAAGGAACGGGAACGGCCAAGUUCUGGGGGUCAUCCAUAUGAGGCUCCUUUCUCACACGCUGGAGCAGCGCACAAGACCACCGGAUGCAACGGCUAUACCGCAGGCCAACGCACUGCCUAUUACGCAGGCCAGUCCAUUCACCACGUGGAAGCAGGGGCAGGCACCAGUCACGUUGCAGAUCGACAGCCAGCGCCAGACGAGGUACCUCCUGAGUACCAAGCGUUGUGUUCCACCUACACGCAAUCACGGCAACAGCUCCCGCACGCAGGUCGACCUUAUCCGUCCCCUGCAGCUGCUCCGCCCCCGGGUUUUGUUUUUGCCGACGAGUACGGGACGCCGCUUGCUUCGGGAGGUCCUUUGGAACUGACACGUCAACUCCCUCCAAUGCCGACGCCUCCAGAUUUUUGGGUCUGGAACAACCGUACAAAUCACUACGAAACAAUCAUGCAGCCCGGCACCAGUUCUAGUUUGUGCACAACGAUGUGGAGCAGGGGCCGAACUGAAGUUGUCAAGUCGGGAAUAUUGUGUUGUGCAGCCGAAUCGUUCAGGCGCGCAGAUGCAGCGGCUGGUGCGCACCACAGCGGGACCACGGAGAGCCAUUUCGUGGACCGGACUAUGGCAACGACGCUGCCAACGGUCACGGUGCGCGAAGCGGCGGAGAGGUGGUUGGCUAUGCAGGCACGGCAAAGCUUGAAGGCGGGAGCAGAGACGCGAUCGAGUUCUGUUCACAAUCAAGGUUCUUCUAUCACCAGUUCCAGUUGUACCGAUCAGGCCAACAUGACUUCGCAGCGUGCGGGCACUUCGUCGUCAUCAUCUGACGUUACCGGUAGGGAAACUUCAGUGACGGCGGCCAACAUCCGGAAAAAAGAAAGACAGAAGGCAGACAAGAAACUGAAAUCAAAGGCUCGAGGUUCUUGUGAGGACCAUGGGCUUUUUGCAGAUGGCACCUACACUACGAAAGAAGACGCGAGGUUCAGCGGUAGUGCAAAGAGCGCUCCUGCUGCAACAAAGACCAAGAAAAAGAAAAAGCGCGCAGCGAAGAAACCUACCGCACUUGAACUUGUUCGACCGGUGUUACCUGUAGGCGAACAAUCGCGGUACUUCUACGGAAGCCCCCAGAGCGCUUCCGGAACAUCAGGAAGCAGCGCAGCUCACCUUUCCGAUCGUGCAAUCGCAAGGCCAAAACCAAGGCCGAAGUUCCUCUGCGGACCGGGGAGCCACAUUAAGUCGCUCGUACGGCGAUGCGGCGCUGGGUCUUCCGGACCGUUGUCUGGCUUUUUGCCGCCCCUACAGAUGAUGGAACCUGUCCCGGAAACUGACUCUGUAGACGAGCAAGAGGAAUCGCGAGAGGAAAAUCUGAUUUUUUCCUUUCCAGGACCAGGCAUGGGCGAUAAAGAUAACCAGGGUAAAAUCAAAGCAGACAAUGGCACCGUGCUGGAGGUGGAGAAAGCGCAAACAGAAACAUCAGCCCCGUCUAUUGGCUCUGCCUCCUCUUCUUCCAAUAGCGGAUCUUCGUUUGAAUUCCCGCUCUCGCUAGAGAGUCCAGCAAGUACAGGAGAAUUUUUGGAAGAUUCUGCAACAGUGUCUACUCUGGCUGUCUCAGGCCGUGGCUCAACCCAACAAAUAGGCUCAGCGCCGGUCACGUUGAAUCCUGCCGCCUGGCUGAACGGCGCCACGCCUGAGGUUUUAGCAUCAGACAUUGAUCAGCGAGAUGAUCAAGAUCAUUUCCCGAAAGACAUGCACAUGGAGUGGCUCACGUCGAGCUCGAGCAAAGAAGACCUGAAUCCGCCCGAAAAAUUGUCGAUAUCGCGCCAGUCCACUGCUUCCCCUGCUGGUCCGCGACCCAUGGAGACUAGCGCUCCUUCGAGUCCGACUGAGAUGGAGAGAGAAGCCGGCCUCCCCGAGGCUGGUGCAACAUUCGACCGAGCUCCGACCGAAAAGUCCGAGACCGAUGCGUUAGACUCAAACGCAGAUUUUUCCGAUGCGUACUAUAACCCCUACGACCAAUAUCUGCAAGUGCGCCCUGCAGAGGAGCUGCGAAGUCUGUUCAGCCACUUACCCGAAAGAUACCGGAGCUGGGUGGAAGGAGAGCAGCAAGACACUAGAACAGGUUCCGAUUACGGACGAUACGAAGCAUGGACUGGUCGGUCAGGCUGGACAAAAAACCACGACGAUGUGCCUUAUUCUAGUUCUAUUGCUGUCUCGUCACGGUGGAAUCAUCACCGACCUGAAAGUCGCCACGACUAUUCAACCGGUCGCGGUUUCGAUACCGGAGACGCAUGGACCCAAACCCAGCACAGGGCGGAGCGCGCGUCGACAGGUGGGGGAAAAAAUACUCAGUGGAAAUACGGGGCGGGGGGGCCACACCCAAGUGAUGAAGGUACUGCUGCUUGAGGAUUCCCCUCGGGAAUGUAUACAACGACAACGUGUGUAUUCUCCCUUUUGAGUCUGAUGAUCUUUACGCACCGCACUUAUUUCUAUCGCUUGAUGCUUUCAGUGACUACGUACGAGUACAAGAAGACUUUCAUGGUUUGAACCCGGCUGAUUGUGAUAUUCUCCUCCUCUUAAUCCUUCAGGUUCCUGGUCGUCCUGGAAAGCAGAGGGUGGCUACACCACUGCGCACGUCGACGAACGGAAUACGCGAGAGCGUUACAAGGCAUCUUCUUCUUCCGGCCCUCGACGACCUCAACGCAAUGGCCACAGAGAGCGAGAAGCCACCGCACCAAGGACAAGGACGAAGGCGUACACAGACAGAUAUGGCAGGGAAUGGCGGAAAGUUGCAUAGAUUGAUAAACAAGCACGGCGGCUGUAGUCUACUUCUGUCCUCAUAUUUCAGAGCUACAAGAAUAAUUUUAGGCGAAUUUCUUAUUGUCGGUCGUAAGGCCGUAAACAUGUAAUUUCAUAUGACACCCGAGAUUUUCUUAUCUUUUCGCUCUCGAGGCGACACACCAAUGUCCUGGCGCAGCCAUUCUUUUUCAUGCAUGUCGCUUCUAGAUGAGUCGAUGCAUAAUUUUGAAGGCAAGACAGCUGACCGCUGCCUACUGUCAACAUGUCUGAUCAUAUAGAAGCGCCGUCUUUUUUUGUUUUUCUGCUUCUUGCGCUUACGUUCCUGCUAAAAUCAAUGCACAUAGCAGGUCGUAUGAUCUUGUUCUACAACUUCGCACAGUUUUUAGAUGUUCAGACGCACCAUUUCACUUCACAUAUAGUAGGUACUUAUGUGCUUACAUCUUUCAUCUUUAACUGUGCCUACUAACGCCUGC
This is a messenger RNA of Amoebophrya sp. A120, 5574 nucleotides long. NCBI's taxonomy places the organism in Eukaryota, Dinophyceae, Syndiniales, Amoebophryaceae. The record is from the annotation of a GenBank genome assembly.